ACAAACCGAGGGAACCAGUUAGAUUUUUUUUUUUUAAGAAAGAAAAAAAAAGGAGUAAUUAUGUCCAGGACGCUGAAGAAGAAGAAACACUGGUCCGGCAAAGUGGUGGAGUGCGCGGUGUCAUGGGGCAACUUGGGGGACUUUGGCACCGUGGUGGAGGUCCUCGGCGGAGCGGAGCUGGGCCAGUUCCCUCACCUGGGCCAGAUGAAGCUGGACGUGCUGGUGUGUCACGUCGGGAAGCUGCCCUACUACGGGGACGUGCUGCUGGAGGUCAACGGGACGCCCGUCAGUGGACUUACAAACCGCGACACCCUGGCCGUCAUCCGACACUUUCGGGAGCCGGUUCGUUUGAAGACGGUGAAACCAGGUAAAGUACUGAACACGGACCUGCGCCACUACCUCAGUCUGCAGUUCCAGAAGGGCUCGCUGGACCACAAGCUCCAACAGGUGAUACGGGACAACCUGUACCUGCGCACCAUCCCCUGCACAACCCGCGUUCCCCGAGACACGGAGGUGCCAGGAGUGGACUACAACUUCAUCACCAUCGGAGACUUCAGGAUCCUGGAGGAGAGCGGGCUUCUCCUGGAGAGUGGCACCUACGAUGGUAACUACUACGGGACCCCGAAGCCGCCGGCGGAGCCCAACCUGGUGCAGCCGGACCUGGUGGACCGGGUGCUGUUCGACGAAGCCUACGGCGGCGAAGCGCCCAGGAAACGCACCACCUCGGUCAGCAAGAUGGACAGGAAGGACAGCGCCGUCCCCGAGGAGGAGGACGACGACGAGAGGCCGCCGCCGCCGGUCAACGGACUGCCCGCGCUCAAAGAGGGGGCGGCCUGGAGGAAAGCGGUGCCCAGCUACAACCAGUCCAGCAGCUCCAUGGACUUCCGCACAUGGAGCUCUCUGCCCCGCGACGACAGCCUGGAGCCGCUGCCCCUCAACUGGGAGAUGGCUUACACUGAGACGGGCAUGGUCUACUUCAUAGAUCACAACACCAAGACGACCACGUGGUUGGACCCCCGCUUGGCGAAGAAGGCGAAGCCCCCCGAGAAGUGCGAGGACGGAGAGCUGCCGUACGGCUGGGAGGAGAUCGACGACCCGCAGUACGGCACGUACUACGUGGACCACAUCAACCAGAAAACCCAGUUUGAGAACCCGGUGCUGGAGGCGAAGAAGAAGCUGAGCCAGGAGACUCAGGCUGCGAUCCAACACGCCGCCGCCGCACCUUCCCAAGGUAAGGGCGGUGCGUUCGGCUUCACGUCGGACCCCAGCGAACUGAAGGGCGAGCUGUACCACACGGCGCUGAAGAAGAGCUCCCAGGGGUUUGGAUUCACCAUCAUCGGCGGCGACCGCACCGACGAGUUCCUGCAGGUGAAGAACAUGAUGGGCGACGGCCCCGCCGCCCACGACAAGAAGAUGGCAUCCGGUGAUGUCAUAGUUGAGAUUAACGGGAUGUCUGUGCUGGGCAAAACGCAUCCCGACGUGGUGCAGAUGUUCCAAUCCAUCCCCGUCAACCAGUACGUGGACAUGGUCCUCUGCCGCGGGUACCCGCUCCCCCCCGACGUGGAUCUGAGCAGCGACGACCCUCUCCCGCCUCCGCCCCCCCCGCCGGCCACCCAGCCCCCGCAGGCCCUGCACGGCGGCGAGGUGGUGACGGCCGUGCCCCUCAUCAACGGGCAGCCCCUCCUCGUGAAGGGCGACGUCCUCCACGGCUCCUCGCAGGAGCUCCACUACGCCACCACGGACGCCAGCGGGCGGCCCGUGGUGGCGGCGUUGCCCAACGAGAGGCACGGGGAGCGGGGGGAGACGCCGCCGGCGGCGGCGGCGGGGAUGCUGCAGCCGGAGCUGGCGAGCGUCCCGCUGGUCAAAGGGCCCGGGGGGUUCGGCUUCGCCAUCGCCGACUGCUCGCUGGGCCAGAAGGUGAAGAUGAUCCUGGACGCCCAGUGGUGCCGCGGCCUGCAGAAAGGUGACAUCAUCAAGGAGAUCAACAGGCAGAACGUCCAGACGCUCAGUCACGCCCAGGUGGUGGACAUCCUCAAAGACUUGCCCGUGGGCAGCGAGGUCGACGUGCUGGUGCUGCGAGGAGGUCAGACCACCCCUGUGAAGAGUCUAAGGCCUAGAGCGGAAAUGACGGCCAGCACCGAGACUCUGGACGGUACGGUAGACUCCGCCCCCCAGGCCCUGCCUUACCACUCCAACACGAGCCCCCUGCGCUCCGUCGACUCCCCCAAAAGAGACGCCGCCGAGAUGUACCUGAAGUCCAAAGCCCUGCUGGACAGCAGACAGCCUCACACCAAAGACAUCGAUGUUUUUCUGAAGAGAGACAUCGAAACCGGCUUUGGCUUCCGUGUGCUGGGAGGAGAAGGUCCCCAACAGCCAAAUGUCUUCCCCCAGGUCUACAUCGGGGCCAUCGUGGCCAACGGAGCGGCAGAGAAGGACGGCCACCUGAGAGCCGGAGACGAGCUCAUCGGCAUCGACGGCGUGAUGGUCAAAGGUCGAUCGCACAAGCAGGUGCUGGAUCUGAUGACCAACGCUGCCCGCAAUGGUCACGUCAUGCUGACCAUACGCAGGAAGGUCAUCUACAGAGAUGCGACGGAGGAGGAGGCUCAGGACAUGGCCCCGGUGCUGGUGAACGGUUCUCCCAAGCUGCCUCGCCUGCCGAUGCCCAGCGCCAUGGACCACGAGUCUUUUGACAUCACGCUCCACCGCAAGGACUCGGAGGGCUUCGGCUUCGUCAUCCUCACCUCCAAGAGCAAACCGCCGUACGGAGUUAUUCCGCACAAAAUCGGCCGGAUCAUCGACGGCAGCCCCACCGACCGCUGCAGCCUGCUGCACGUCGGCGACCGCAUCACGGCGGUCAACGGGCGCUCCAUCAUCGAGCUGUCGCACAACGACAUCGUGCAGCUCAUCAAGGAAGCCGGCACCGUCGUCACCCUCACUGUGGUUCCCGAGGACGAAUACAAGGGUCCUCCAUCUGGAGCCAGCUCGGCGAAACAGAGUCCGGCUCUCCAGCACAGGACCACGGGGCAGAGGUCCAUACUGCAGGAUGAGCGUUACAACCUGGACCUGGAAGAGAAGAGGGAGGGGCUUAACUGGUCCGACCACAAAACUCUUCCCCUUAGUGAGCAGGGGACGCUGUGUGUGACGGGGCCCAACCAGGGGUGUCUGACAGUGGAGUUGGAGAGGGGCCUGAGGGGCUUCGGCUUCAGCCUGCGGGGGGGCACGGAGUACAACAUGGGCCUGUACAUCCUGCGGCUGGCGGAGGACGGAGCUGCGCAGCUGGACGGAAGGAUCCAUGUUGGAGAUGAGAUCGUGGAGAUUAACGGGGAGCCGGCGCGCGGCAUCUCCCACACGCGGGCGAUCGAGCUGAUCCAGGGUGGAGGAAGCAAAGUGGUCCUGCUGCUGAGGCCUGGAGCGAGCCUGGGUCAAGAUGGCAGUCGACAUGAUCAAAAACUCAUUUCACCCACAGGCCUCUCCGGAGAGGUGUUUUACUCUGAUACAUCACCACAGUCCUCUCCACAUCCCCCCGGGGCUUCCAUCUUCACUUCCUCUCCCUUCUCCGGCAAACUGAAACAUUCCCACAGCUGGAGCAGCCUCUCUCCACGGGGCGUCCGUCCCCGUGGCAGCAGGGCUUUGAGCUCGGUGGAGGAGAGCGGCGAGUGGACGGACCGAGAGGCAGACGGGCCCUCUCCCGCCUCCUCUGAGCAUAUGAGCUUCUCCAGGAGGACCAGGCCCCCGAAAGACUCCAGAGAGCUAAGCAGCCCAAAGAAAACCGAGGAGACGUUUCCUAAAGCCAAAGAGCAACAUCACAGACCCCAAAAGACCGAGAGUCGGACACAGGAAGAACCGCCGAGCAGGAACAGGACGCCUCAGACGAAAACCGGAUCCACGAGCCCCGGCAAGUCUCCUCGAGCUGGACAGGAAGUAGCUCCGACCAUGCAGCUCGCAGAGCAUCAGCAAGGCCCUCAGAGGAGGUUAAAAGACUCGUCCAGCAGGGAGAGCUUGGAUCGUGAGAAGAGAAACGGCAAAGGGGGGGUGGACCUCGAGAUCCGGAGGCAUUCGCAAAGGCGGGAGCUGGAAGGGACGGUCAAGCAGACCAGGCCGAGCCGCGAGCAAGUAAGUUUCAAAGGGAGGGCGGCGGCGGAGUCUCACCACCACCGGACGUCUCCUCGUACGGUCCGAGAGGGCGAGAAAGGGCCGGGCAAAGACUCGGGGCAGAGCGACGCUAAUGGGAGGUGCACGUCCACGGCAGACAGGAACACGAGCGGAGAAGCCGCCAAGGAAAGGGAAUCGAGAGAAAUGCGUAGCAGAAAAGGUUCCGUGGGUUUGCCGAGAGACGCCAGAGGAAGAGGAGACGCAUCGUCUCACCCCAAAGAAGUCCGUGGCAGAGACGACCCCGUGGCCCCGACGAACAGCUCCCCGGGGAGCCCGCAGACCCCAAAGGGACCCAUUAGCCCCGGCCCUUGGAAAAGGCCCUGCUCGGCCAAAAUCCUCACCGAGGCGGAGGUCCUCCGUGACCCCUUGUGAUGUCGAAUAAUCGAGAUCACUGAACAGGCACCCCUCGGCGGAUUGUUUUUCUUUCCUUUUCUGAGUUCUUCCAUAAAAAACGAGAAGUUUGCGACUUGGUGCCACUUUUAUUGCCCUUCUUUCGGACCGCGUUCGCUCUUCUUUUUUUUUCUCCGAGUCCCGUGACAUCCCGUGACGGCACGUAGCAGCGCCCCUCCUCCGCCUUGCUUCAGCCUCUUGGACGCGGGCGCAUGCUAGGAGGCGAGACAUUUUGAAAUGUGAAUAUAUAUAUACACUACCGUUCAAAAGUUUGGGGUCACUUAGAAAUGUCUUUAUUUUUCAAAGAAAAGCACUGUUUUUUCAAUAAAGAUAACAUUAAUCAAAAAUACACUCUAUACAUUGUUAAUGUGGUAAAUGAGUCUUCUAGGUGGAAACGUCUGGUUUCUAAUGAAAUAUCUCCAGAGGUGUCUAGAGGCCCAUUUCCAUCAACUAUCACUCCAGUGUUCUAAUGGUACAUUGUGUUUGAUCAUCGCCUUAGAAGACUAAUGUCUGAUUAGAAAACCCGUGCAAUUAUGUUAGCACAGCUGAAAACAGUUAUGCUGGUGAUAUAAGCUAUACAACUGGCCUUCCUUUGAGCUUGAAGUUUGAAGAACAAAAUUAAUACUUCAAAUAUUAAUCAUUAUUUAUAGCCUUGUCAAUGUCUUGACUAUAUUUUCUAUUCAAUUUUCAAUUCAUUUGAUAAAUAAAAGUGAGUUUUCAUGGAAGACACAAAAUUGUCUGGAUGACCCCAAACUUUUGAACGGUAGUGUACAUAUAUAUAUAUAUAUAUGUAUAUGUAUAUAUGUGCCAAUCCUGGGAGCCUCCUGUGGAAAACGACGACGACCAACAGCGCUUCACCCAUUACAAUGCAAUGACCCAUAUGCAAAGAGAAAGGCCUCUCGCCUGUCGUGAACACCAAGUGUGACCGUCGCCUCUGGUUUAAUUUAGCUCUCGGCCUCAUCGGGGGAUAUUUUGACACAUUUUUUUAAAUAUAUAUAUAAAUGUUUGCUCAACUGCAUGCAGUCGGCCCCUUCUGUUGUUUUUUUACUGCACGUGUUCUGCACAUCGCCAGAGGAUGAAACCCCGCUUCUCGUUUAUCGUUCUCAUCCUCACCACCCGGCAGAUUUAUGAUACAAUCCCAGCAAGCAUUCACUUUACCCCGGCGGACUCUCCACUGUUCUACGAUUAUAGACAUCACUCUCCUCCGGACAAACCGUUCCAUUAAAAAGACCAGAAACUUGUGGUUUGAGAUGUUGUUUACCGUGUGUAUGAUAACCAACCGGUGUGUAAUUUAUUGAGACGAUAGAGUAAUGUGUGUAUAUGUAGCCGUACCAAGCCAUUCCACAUUUUGAUAGAGAUUUCAAAGAUGUGUCUCAUGCUCUCUGUAUUCCAGUGGUGGGAAUAUGACCACGGAGCUUGUAGUUCAUGAAGUGUGUCGGUAACGUGCAAAGCGCUGUACCAAAUGUUUGCAUUCGCGCAAAACGUGUCUCAUUGUGAAAUAAUAUAUAUAUAAAUAUAUAUAUAUAUAUUUGAAUGUGUCAUGUUUUUGCAGAUCCUAACUUUUAAAAAUAUCUAUUGAAAUUCCAUUGCACUGCAUCUGCCCUUGUAGCAUAACAGAAUGACCACGAGUCGUAUUUAAUUUGUGACGCUGACUCGCUACUACCCAUUUUAUUAUGGUUAUCGUAACUGUUAUUUUUUUAUAGAGCUAUUUCAGUUUUUCUACAAAAUAAAAGAAGAAAAAGAUUCACUAUUUAAGGCCAGCAUAUGGCAAUUUAUGUAAUAAUGUGCAAGUUCUGAGUCGUGUCCCUGAUGGGUUUUUUUAACGUUUGCCUGGGUUUAAAAAUAUAUAUAUAUAUGAGGGUUUUAAAUAUGUAUUUGUCCAUCUGACAGGGUAGCUUGAAGGAUAAUGGAGCUCAGAGCGCGAUGUGGCAGGUUUACUGAGGUAUUAAGCAUGCUGCUGAUGUACAACAGGUAGACAGAGAUCCCAACUUCCCAACUUAAUUUUUUAGGGAUGAGCUGGUGAGAUCAACAAUUGGUUCAGUGACAAUGAGACACGGUCAAAUCUCUCCUGCUGUCAAAUCAGAGAAAAUUAAAUAUCCUCGACGUACCUGCUGAUAUGAUUUAUGAGGUUGAGACAUAUUCAGAGGAGCUCAGGGAACACGGCAGAGUAGCAAAGCGUGUGAGAUGACGGUUGAGCUCUGUGAUGAGAACCUGUGUGAUUGCAUCAGGGAGUUUUCAGGUGAAAGGAAUACUCGCGGAUGCGCUGGGAGCCAAUCAGUGGGAGUUUUUUUGUGCAAUAGUACUAGCGGUUGGUUGAAUGAGUAAAUCCAGCCCUGGGUGUCAGGUACAGAUAGGCAGGUGCCACUGGUGAGUCAGAUAAAGGCCCUUUUUAUCGCACUGUUGUAGUCCUUUUAUGCUUUUAUUUUGAAAUGUUUUUCUCUUCUUCUUUUAGUCUCAUCUCUGUAUCAUACCGUGGCCUUGCAUCGCUUCAUUAGAAAGUUUAAAACAAAUAAACAAUCCUUGUGGUAUCUUCUACAUUGUGUAGGAAUGGUAGAUGUAAAUGUUUGUACAUUGUACAGCACCUUUAUAAAUACUUGGGUGAUUGCUCUUUCGGGGGGGGGGGGGGGGGUAAACAAACAAAAGAAGAAAAACAGAGGUAUAUUAAAUCGCUCCAUUAUUUUUUUAUGUAAAGAAAGAGAACAUAUUUAAAAAAAGACAAAUGAAUUGGAAAAAAAAGGAUGGACUAUGACCUUGACAUGGUGUUUCCCGUUCAUGCACUGAAAAAUAAAGUUUUACUGAAAACAC
Messenger RNA from Pseudoliparis swirei, 7347 nucleotides. RefSeq names its product membrane-associated guanylate kinase, WW and PDZ domain-containing protein 3-like. Gene Ontology annotation, biological process: signal transduction. The transcript has 21 exons. NCBI's taxonomy places the organism in Eukaryota, Metazoa, Chordata, Actinopteri, Perciformes, Liparidae. The record is from RefSeq and is a predicted model, not a curated record. Gene Ontology annotation, cellular component: cytoplasm. The coding region runs from base 61 to 4524 and encodes 1487 amino acids. Gene Ontology annotation, molecular function: protein binding.